AUGGCCAGGAGAAAUGCUGCCGUAGCUACAUCGUGCUCCAGGCCAAAAAGAUGGCUCCCUCCGCCCUGUGGAACUAUCAAAAUCAAUACAGAUGUUUCCCUCUUGAAUGAUGGAUGGGUAGGUCUGGGUGUUGUUGCUAGAGAUGAUCAAGGGGUUGUCCUAUUUGCUGCAACGAGAAGGAUUAGAGCAUGGUGGUCAAUAGAAGUAGCUGAAGCAAAGGCAAUUGUAUGGGCUAUACGAUUAGGCCUGAGAUAUGGCUGCACCAACGCAAUCAUCGAAUCUGAUUGCCAAACCAUCAUCUCAAGACUCUCGAAGGAAGCACACUAUAACACUGAGCUAGAUUUGGUGUUGGGCGACGCUAUGGCACAGAGCACUUCUUUUGACAGGCUUCAACGGAGCCAUGUUAGGAGGGACGGCAACACAAUGGCACACAACCUUGCAAACUUCUUUCCUUCUGAUUUUGAGCAAAUUUGGGAAAAUCAUGUUCCCCCAAAUGUAACCCCGUAUGUAAUUAUGGAUGCUUUGGUUAAUUAA
Molecule: messenger RNA, 534 nt
Organism: Chenopodium quinoa (quinoa)
Lineage: Eukaryota; Viridiplantae; Streptophyta; Magnoliopsida; Caryophyllales; Amaranthaceae
Exons: 1
Coding region: 1-534 (177 amino acids)
Molecular function (GO): nucleic acid binding; RNA-DNA hybrid ribonuclease activity
Source: RefSeq, a predicted model, not a curated record